Aspergillus oryzae RIB40 is the source of this 1155-nucleotide messenger RNA. RefSeq lists its product as uncharacterized. The coding region runs from base 1 to 1155 and encodes 384 amino acids. The transcript has 2 exons. Lineage: Eukaryota; Fungi; Ascomycota; Eurotiomycetes; Eurotiales; Aspergillaceae. The record is from RefSeq and is a predicted model, not a curated record.
AUGAGUGGAAGGUCUAACGACAAGCAAUCUCUUUCUCGAUACAAAGAAAUGUUUUCUGACUUAGUUAAUGAGCAUUAUGAAAUGAAAUUCGAUAAAUUACUCCCUACUCAUAAUGGAGGCUCAGAAUCAGAGGGGCAUGAUCUGGCAAAAGUGAUAAGCGAUUACCCCGAAAAGGGGGUGCUCUCAAGUAUCAUGCCCUCCUUGGAAACCAAGCUGGACAACACGGCUUUUCUUGUGGCAUUCAUUACAUCAGCUCAUGACUACUCACUUUCUGGGAAAUUUGACAAGGAAGAGGCAGAUGCAGUGCUUAAAGCGCUUUUCUCAAAGGUUGUGGCAUCUUUCAAUAUUGAAAGUGUGACAAGCUCACACCAUACGCGAGGUCUAUACGGAGGGACUUCCGGCUACGAUGGGCCCAGCAAUAAUUUGCGGAUUUCCCCGAGCCUGGUAGUUAAGUUGAUUCAGUUUGCUGAUGCCACGGGCAACGACAGCACGAAAUUAAUCAACACCCUUACUGAAUACACCUUAGAUGUCAAGGAAGGGACAGAGGAAAGUACUUUCCAUGACUUCCUGUUCCCAGUUGCGAACGGCAUCUGCGCACACAUAGAUACAACAGAGCGUUCCUCUACCGGAAGUGAACGGCGAUUUAUGAAACAUAUGCUGGCCAAAUAUGUGCGUGACUACGUCAAAAAGGCCCCUCCAUCACCACCGCCCGACUGGAAAAAGAAGACGACCAUCCGGUGUAUCUGCCUCAACUGUGCCUCUCUACGCGAUUUCAUCGAUGACCCGUCCAGCACAACGAAGGAUUUCGCGCUGGGUGAAAAACGCAGGAACCAUCUGGAUCAGCAAAUUGAUAAGACUUUCUUCACUACAACUAUCGUUAGAGCCAACCCGCACAAACUGCGAGUUGAAAAAACACAAGCUCUGCUUGUUUCCGACUUCAAAGCCUGGGUCGCACGAGUACAGAUCGCGAACUCUGUGCUGGACCAAUUGUCUCAAAAGGGCUACCUGGAGGACAUGCUUGGAAAUCAAUAUCACUCUAUCCUUUCUCACCAGAAUCUCGUACUUCCCGAUGACCUACCUGCACUUCCCGCACCUCCUGGUCUUAGGAAUAUGGUUCAACGCACCGUGCCAGCUAAGCGUCCUUUCGGACAAUGA